Messenger RNA from Paramecium tetraurelia, 210 nucleotides. RefSeq lists its product as uncharacterized. The record is from RefSeq and is a predicted model, not a curated record. The transcript has a single exon. Lineage: Eukaryota; Ciliophora; Oligohymenophorea; Peniculida; Parameciidae.
AUGGGAGACAAAAAUAAUGAAGCAAUUGGUCUUUAUGAAAAAUUUGGAUAAUCCUUGCCUUUAAAGAGAAAACUACAUAACAAUGAUUAGGGUGAACAAAAAAUCAAUAAUGAAAAUAAACGAAUCCAAGCAUAAAAAAAACAUACAUAGAAAACAAAUAAAAUUGAAUAUUAAUAAAUGAAUUAAUAAGCUUAAGAGAAACAAAAGUGA